Molecule: messenger RNA, 2113 nt
Organism: Osmia lignaria (orchard mason bee)
Lineage: Eukaryota; Metazoa; Arthropoda; Insecta; Hymenoptera; Megachilidae
Product: putative cytochrome P450 6a14
Molecular function (GO): iron ion binding; oxidoreductase activity, acting on paired donors, with incorporation or reduction of molecular oxygen; heme binding
Source: RefSeq, a predicted model, not a curated record
GUAUAAAAAGAACGCGCAAUUCGUUGUACUGCAGUAUUGGAAGUAACAUCGUCCGUCAUUUACUAGCAGUGCAAUCAUAUAAUGUUUUCAAUCUAUGAUUAGUUGAAUUCUUGAAGAACCCUAAACCAAAAUGGCGACAUAUUUGGAAAUUUCCUGCGGCUUCAUAGCAGUGUUUCUUGCACUAUACUACUAUUUCACGUCGACCUUUAAUUAUUGGAAAAAACGUGGAAUUAAAGGUCCAGAACCCAUACCAGUGUUUGGCAAUAUUAUGGCACCAAUGUUAGCAAAGCAGUCAUUAGCAGACUUCCUAAUGAAUCUUUACAAGAAAUACAAGAACGAACCAAUGAUUGGAAUAUUCGUAAAAAGAGAACCUAUUCUAAUUAUUCUUGAUCCUGAUAUCAUCAAGGAUGUCCUUAUCAAAGAUUUCUCCAAAUUUGCAAACCGUGACUUCACGAUACAUGAAAUAGCAGAACCGUUAUCUCAGCACCUCUUUGGUCUGGAGGUCGAAAGAUGGCGUCCGCUAAGAACUCAACUCUCUCCAGUAUUUACAUCUGGCAAACUCAAAGGAAUCUUUUCCCUGAUUCUUGAUUGCGCUAAACAUUUGGAAAAAUAUAUGGAUACUUUAAUACAGAAAGGAGAACCCAUCGAAAUCCGAGAAGUAACAGCCCAAUACACGACUGACGUGAUCGGUAGCUGUGCAUUUGGAAUUGAAAUGAACUCGAUGUCGGAAAGUGAAAGUGAAUUCCGCAAAAGGGGCAGAGAAAUCUUCGCUACUAACCUUACAACAUUUCUGAAAGUCAAAAUGAAAGAAUGGAUGCCACAGUUAUAUGAUUUACUUGGUUAUGUACUUCCUAAGAAUAAAGCAAUGGCAUUCAUUGAGAGAAUCACUAUAAGUACGAUGGAGUAUAGGAAGCACAACAAUAUAGUCAGAUCAGAUUUUAUAAAUACACUUUUGGAGCUGCAGAAACAUCCUGAAAGAGUCAACGGUAUCCAAUUGACGGAUACUUUACUAGCUGCACAAGCGUUUGUGUUCUUCGCAGCUGGCUUCGAAACUUCAUCGACAACGAUAGCCAAUGCCAUUUAUGAAUUGGCUCAAAACCAAGAGAUACAGGAUAAAUUACGAGAAGAAAUUAAAGAAUUCGACGCGAAAAACAACGGGGAAUGGAAUUACGAAACUGUCAAACAAAUGAAGUACCUGGAUAAAGUUUUUCGAGAAACUUUAAGGAAAUAUCCGCCACUGGUAUUUAUAAGCAGAAAGGCAACGAAAAAUUACACGUUCGAAAACCCGAAGUUGACAGUCCUUAAGGACGCCAAGGUAUGGAUACCUCUAUUUUCAAUUCACAGAGAUCCGGAAAUUUACCCACAUCCAGACAAAUUUGACCCAGAAAGAUUCUCAGAAGACGCAGUGAAAGUCAGGCACCCCAUGCACUACAUACCCUUUGGUAAUGGCCCAAGAAACUGCAUCGUUAUAGAGUAUCGAGCAGAGUAGGCUUCUCUAGGGAAAAUGGCGUUAUAGAGCAAACAGGAAUUCUUAAAAUCUUAAUUUUGGCGAUAUUAAUACCAAAAGUGAUUUAAAAACAAAUAGUAUGAUCUUUUAUUGUUAAAUGUCAUAAAAUUUAGUAUACAGGGUGUUACCUGUAACGUUACUCACGAUUUUUCACCCACUUGUAGCCACCUGACAAAAAAAAUUUAGAACAAGAGAUUCAGCAAUCUCUUCGGGGUCAAAUAAUGUUUACACUGUCAAAGUCAAAUACGACGAAAAGCUAAAUAUUUCACAUUUCCACUUCUGUAAAUCAAGUAAUAUGUUAGUAAAAAUAUCAUGUAAUAUGUGUUUUGAAUUGGUCUCGAUGUUCUCUAAAUAUGGUAAACAAAAAAAAUAUACGGUCCUAUUUAUAAAACCCAAGGUGACCUUGACUUCGCCAUGAAAACAAACUGUUUUCGAAAUUUGUUUUACUGAUAUCUAUUAUGCACUUCAUACCCUGCAACUCUUGUUGUAAACUUUUUUUUGUCAGAUGGCUGCAAGUGGGUGAAAAUUCGUGACUAACGUUACAGGUAACACCCUGUAUAUUAAGAUAAUGUGAAUAAUGAAAUAAACUUGAACUUCAUGCGUAAA